This is a messenger RNA of Teleopsis dalmanni, 480 nucleotides long. Its product is annotated as all trans-polyprenyl-diphosphate synthase PDSS1-like. Lineage: Eukaryota; Metazoa; Arthropoda; Insecta; Diptera; Diopsidae. The transcript is spliced from 5 exons. Gene Ontology annotation, cellular component: mitochondrion; transferase complex. The record is from RefSeq and is a predicted model, not a curated record. The coding region runs from base 1 to 480 and encodes 159 amino acids. Gene Ontology annotation, biological process: ubiquinone biosynthetic process; isoprenoid biosynthetic process. Gene Ontology annotation, molecular function: prenyltransferase activity.
AUGAGUGCUCCAUAUAGUGCGCCUCAACAACUUUGGUGCCAUUUAACGAGCACGAAAUUUGAUAUUCCAAAACUUAACGCCAUACGCCUUCUUCAACAAGGCACACGUCAGCCCGAACUUGAUAAAAUAGCGUCGUAUUACUUUGAUGGACAAGGCAAAGCACUGAGGCCCAUGGUAACAAUGCUUAUGGCCAAAGCGAUAAACUAUCAUUUAAAUAAAGAAUCAAGCCUUUUGGUACACAAACAACGACAAAUUGCGCUUUUUUCUGAAAUGGUGCACUCUGCCAGUUUGGUGCAUGAUGAUGUUAUCGAUCAAUCUGAUUUCCGGCGUGGUAAGCCCAGUGUUAACGCGCUGUGGAAUCAUAAAAAGGUCACAAUGGCUGGAGAUUACAUAUUGUCAGUUGCUUCCAUUAUGAUUGCACGUUUGAAAAGUAAUGAUGUGACCAUAAUAUUAAGUAAAUUUGCGCAUAGCUUGACAUAA